Lizanozyma spartinae is the source of this 3594-nucleotide messenger RNA. RefSeq names its product mRNA-binding ubiquitin-specific protease. NCBI's taxonomy places the organism in Eukaryota, Fungi, Ascomycota, Pichiomycetes, Serinales, Debaryomycetaceae. The record is from RefSeq and is a predicted model, not a curated record. Gene Ontology annotation, cellular component: cytosol; nucleus. Gene Ontology annotation, molecular function: cysteine-type endopeptidase activity; nucleic acid binding; cysteine-type deubiquitinase activity. The transcript is spliced from 3 exons. Bases 1 to 3594 code for a protein of 1197 amino acids. Gene Ontology annotation, biological process: protein deubiquitination.
AUGAAUGGGAUGCAUAAUAAUAAUAAUAAUCAUAAUAAUAAUAACGUUGGUGGUGCUGGCGGCCCGCAAUAUCCCAUGUACUCGGCUCAAAACUACAUGUAUCCUCAUUCCAUGCCACCAAUGCCCCAAUAUUAUAACGCAUAUCCCUACAUGAUACCCGUGCCGCCUCCGGGGAAUAUACCAGGCGGUGGAGCGGCAAACCCAACAUAUGAUGCAUACUACAAUUUCUAUCACUUCAACCCACUUGCCAUGGCAGUGGCCGCAAAUGGUGGCUAUCCAAUGCAACCAUCCAAUAUACCCAAUGGUUCUGGUAUGAAUAGUUACGGCAACAGAAUCAAGACUAAAAGGAAUAAUAAUAACAACAAUAAUAAUAAUAACAUUGUUGAUAAUAAUGACACCAAGACAAAUAGUAGUGCAACUUAUAAUACUACUACUAAUGACAGCAUUACAGGGGGUUUGAAAGCUAAUGUUUCGAUCCCUGAAACUCCAAAAAAUAAUCAUUUAUCCACACCUGCCGCUGUUAGUAAAUCUUUAUCGACAUCGUCAUCUGCAUCAGCUAGUUCGGCAAAGAACACCAAUGAAGAAAAAACUUCCACCCCACACGAUAAGGUGAAACAUGUUGAGCAUAAUACGACAAGAGAAACUAAUACUCCAUUGGAUACUAAAUCAAACGAGGAAGCCAGUAAUGAAAGCACAAGGUCUUCUUCGUUAAUUAAUGACACUAAUAAGCCAAUGGAAGAGGAAAAUGGAAACGGUUCAAAAAUAUCUACAUCAAACUCUACCAGUGCUACUGCUCUUGCAUUGGAAUCUGAGAAGGAACCCGUUAAUACAACUGAUCCUGUGUCAGCUUCUUCUACCACAACCACCACCACCACUACUACUACUGCAAUUCCCAAUGUUUCAUGUACUCCUAAAGAGUCAAUAGAGACCCCAAGUGAGUCCCACGAAGCCAUAACCCCUCCCCUUUUCUUCAACACGUCCAGAGACUCAGCCGUAAAAGCCAUAAAACUGCAUCAAUCAUUCAGAACUGAGUUGAAACAUGCUAAAAUUGAUCAUUUGAAUCAAUUUGUAACCUAUAGUCGUUCAAAGAAUACCGAUACUGGGUUAAUUGUUUAUCCAAACACAAUUUUAAAAAUUAUAGAUUAUUGUAAUAACUCAACUGUUGUUACAUUGCCCAAUUCUUGGGCAGGGCCAUUAUAUUUCUCCAAACCAAGCGAAGAGCUGGAUUCUGUUACUGAGAUAGCUCAAGAAGAAGAUCCAAUAGAGACAACCUCAAUUUCUUCAGAGAGUUUGGAACUUGGGUCAACUGUGACGAGCCCACUGGUAGUACAACGGAAUUGGGCUGCUGUAUUGCAAAGCACACCAGCAGCUAAGAAGAAAACUUCCACCACCAGUACCAAGCCCAAAAAAAUUGCACCAACCCCUCCUGUUCCUGCCCAAGUUGUCUCAAACGUCCACUCAUCAGAAGCAUUUGAUCUUUCCAAUGAAACUACCCAACCUUUAGGUAUACUCUUGUUGAGAGUGAUGUUUGACUCAAAUUAUUCCAUAUUCAACUCAUCUACUCCUUUAUUUGACAUACAUCCUAGAGGAUUGACAAAUACAGGAAAUAUCUGCUACAUGAACUCGAUUUUGCAAGUUUUACUUCAUUGUGAACCACUUAACAAAUUAAUUAAAUUAGUUUCUGAAAUGACCGUUGGCACUUUGGAUAAAUCCAAAUCUAAAACACCUUUGCUUGAUGCCACAAUAAACUUAUUCAGUCAAUUUCAAGCCAAGAUUCCCACCAAUGGUACUACCAAUGGAUACAUUCUGAAGUCUGUUUCUCCUGAACCCUUUUAUACCAAGUUGAUUGCCCAUAAAAAAUUCCAGCAUUUGAAAUGGGGUCAACAGGAGGAUGCAGAGGAGUUCUUGGGAUAUUUCUUAGAUGCUUUGACGGAAGAGUUAAUGGGCAGUAUUGGCGAAUUAAAUACUAUCCAGGUAGAUUCGUUGAUUCAACUGUACCCUGGUGAUGACAUCAAUGAGUUUCUGGACAAGGUGAAGACCACAAUGAAGUUAGUUAAGAAGGAAGGAAUCUCCAGCAACACUAGCAAUCCUAACAAUUCUUCCGAAGUCGAUAGUGAUGAAGAAGAGGAUGAUGAUGGUGAGAAUGGAUGGUCAGAAGUUGGAUCCAAGAAAAAUAAUGUUAGUGUUAGACGCAAUGGUGAAGAAGAACCUUCACCCUUGACAGAUAUUUUUGGAGGACAAUUUAGAAGUGUUUUAACAAUUCCUAAAUCAUCGAAAAAUACAAGUUAUCUGAAGUCUAUUUCGUUGGAUCCAUUCAGGAAUAUUCAAUUAGAUUUGAGUGAGAGCAAUUCCAUUGAAGAUGCUUUGAUUCACCUAAAUAAGAUCGAAAGAAUAAGCUACAAGCCUCUGGAUAAUAAGGAAGAGUUGGUUGUUCUGAAGCAAACAUUUAUUGACAAGUUGCCACAGGUCUUGACCAUUCAUUUGAAGAGAUUUGCAUUUUCCGAUAACAGUUCUGAAGGUGUUAACGGAUAUGGCAAUGGUCAUGAUAAUUUCAGCAGCAAUAUAGCUGCUCCUGCACCCACUGCUGGAUCAAGUAGUUCCUUUACUUCUGUGGCAGCUGCAACCACUACUGCCACAACUGCUACUACAUCUACUACUACUGCAUCAACCACAAGCUCAAACAAUACCGCUCCUUCCAAUGGACGGUCUAAUGGAUAUUCCAGUAACUACGGUGGAUACGGAUAUGGAUCCGGGAUCAAUAAACUUAGGAAGAAAAUCACAUACGAACAUGAAUUGACUAUACCCCCCCAAAUCUUUUCCCCUCAAGCAAAUAUAGUUGAAGGGCCCCGGUAUCGGUUGAUCGGAGUUGUUUAUCAUCAUGGAUCUUCCAUGGAAAGUGGACAUUAUACAUGUGAUGUUCGUGUUGACCGUGGGCCAGGCAAGGAAGAGUGGAUUCGUAUUGAUGACACUCUUAUUGAAGCUGUUUCUGCUUCCGAUGUAUUGAAUUCAGCUGACCAUAACGGAGUCCCUCAUAUCCAGAACAUACAUCUCAUUGUUAAACAACAUAAGCAUAAAGUCAAUGGGAAGUUUGUUCCAGAUCACAAGUUUGGGUUCAAUGGAGGUCAAUCGUAUUUGAUGAAUCAUAAAGACAUCAAGCUAACUUUACAGAAGGUGAUGGCCAACGCUGGAGCCAAUGACGAUGUCUUUGUUAGCCACGGAGUUGGAUCAGAUAUAAAGUUUCUCAAACUGAUGGGAGUUUUAGUUCCUACAGACAUCGCUACUGUGGAUACUCAUAUGUUAUAUUCUAUGAGUUUUGACCGAUAUGCCACGUUGAAACAAACUUGCAGGUCCUUGAACAUACCUGUGAGUCGGAUGCAUAAUGGAGGGAACGAUGCUUACUAUACACUCUUGGCGGCUAUGAAGAUAUGUGAUCCUAAUGUACGAAUCAAGUUAGGUCUAGAUCAACAUAAGGUAUUGGAGCCAAGAACUAAAGGAGAGAUUCAAUCACUUAAAUUUAGUGACCGAGCCAAAGUGAUACCUAAAGAAGGUGAUCAAGUAUGGGACGAACUAAAAGGUCUUUGGAAUACCGAUUGA